GGUGAUUGAAUGUACAGUGCUGUCCUAUUAGUUGAUGCAUGGUAGACAAAGACACAGAACUCAUAAUACAUGUAUGAACUGAUAUACAUGGACCACACACCAGGGCAGAAGCAACACUGAGUAACUUCAAUAAUUGUUGGUAUGUAAUGCUGCACCAAAGUAAUGUUCGUGGAGUCCACAUGUUUAUUACGAUACAAGAUAUUUCACAGACUUCCUCCCUGCCAGGUUAGCUUUCUCAGGAAAUGUGCAUCACUGCCUUCACAAAAUCAUUACCAGAUUCUGGGUAUAAAUCAAAGAGCAGACAACAAAGAAAUAAGGGCAGCAUACAUUGCAAAGUGUAAAAAGUAUCAUCCAGAUACCAAUCCAGAUGACUCUCAAGCUCAGCAGAAGUUUAUCCGUUUACAGGAAGCUUACAAUGUACUUAGUGACCCCAAGGAAAGGAUCCACUACGACAUGCACUUCUACAGAAUAAGAAUGGACACCCAAAAGAAGACUUCUAGCAAUGAAGGAGUUCAUCAUAAGGAGCAACAGGCAAGACAUAGACCAGAGGACAUGUACGGACAAUGGUCAAACUAUGGCAGACAACAGGCAAGACAUAGACCAGAGGACAUGUACAGACAAUGGUCAAACUACGGCAGACAACAGGAAGAGACGUACGGUCAGUGGACCGGACAACGGGGAAAGUAUGAGGAGUGGAUCAAAGAAAACAAAAGUAGGCACAAUUCAAACCAAGAACACAGUGAAUAUUAUAACGAGGCCUUCUAUCAACAGAAGUACUAUGACAUGUUUGGACCCUUUGGUUGUCUUGUGGAUUCUUUCUUUGGAAACAAAGAGUCAAAGCAGGCAUCCUUUCAAGAUAUUUUUCUCUUGUUUACCUUGAUUAAUAUUUUCACCAUCUUGGGAUAUGCUUCUGGGAUAUACCUGAUCAAAGAUAUUACAGAGAGCGCGAGAAAAUGGCAGCAACAAGUGAAGAAAUAACAACUCGUAGUAGCAGUGGUGUGAAAGUGAGACUGGCAGUCUACAGAUGACGGACCAUGAAAUACUCUUUUCUUUUACAUGUAUCUGGUAAUAUGCCAUAUAUACAGGAACGUUAUUAAACUCUGUGUGUUUGUAUUAUGUGCUAAAGAAGGUACAUAAGGCUUUGAUAUACAUGUGUAUGAAGCAUCUUGAAUGUUUUUUAAGCAGGCUGACAUUCUAAUGUUCGUAAAAUGUAAAACUUCUAAGAAUGUAAAUUGUUAUGUAUGGUUUUUAACAGUAAUUACUGAAAGUUAUGCAUUUUUGUUAAAUUAUGCCCACCUUUGUUAAGUUUUUAAUGAUUUGAUAAUAAAAUUGUCUGAA
This is a messenger RNA of Saccostrea echinata, 1338 nucleotides long. RefSeq names its product dnaJ homolog subfamily B member 9-like. Gene Ontology annotation, cellular component: cytoplasm. The transcript has 7 exons. Gene Ontology annotation, biological process: protein refolding. The coding region runs from base 163 to 978 and encodes 271 amino acids. NCBI's taxonomy places the organism in Eukaryota, Metazoa, Mollusca, Bivalvia, Ostreida, Ostreidae. The record is from RefSeq and is a predicted model, not a curated record.